AUGGCGAGCAACGGCGCGGCGCCGGCAGCCGCUGCGGCGACGCUGGACCGCAUCAAGCCACCACAGGGGGUCAUUAUGCCGCCGCCAGGUGAGAUCCGUGAGGUGAUUGAGAAGACAGCCGGCUAUGCGGUGCGGGGUGGUGCCGGCAUCGAGGCGCGGCUGCGCGAAAACCACGGCAACAACCCGCGGUUCAGCUUCGUGACGAGUCCCGACGAUCCGUACAACGCGUACUACGAAUGGCGCAAGGAGGAGUACCGGGCAGGGCGGGUGACGGCCGUGGCGGCCGGUCGUGUGGGCGAGGGCCAGGCGGGGGCGGCUGGCGGGACGGCAGACGGCACAGCAGCAGCGGCGCCCAAGGGCCCCGAAAAGCCGCCAGACUUUGCUUUCUCGGCGCGGCUUCCGAUCAUGAACGCCAAGGACCUGGACAUGCUGCGGCUGACAGCCUCGUUUGUGGCCGUGCACGGCCGGCGCUUCCAGACAAGCCUGCUGCAGCGGGAGGUGAACAAUGCGCAGUUCCAGUUCCUGCUGCCGAGCCACUCGCUGCACAACUACUUCCAGCGGAUGGUGGACCAGUACGCAGCGGUCAACAAGGAUCUGGGGGUGGCGGUGGCGCCCGGAACAAAUGGCGAGGAUGGCAAGGACGGCAGUGGCGACGGGGACAGCUCGGCCGCCCGGCUGGCAACGCUGCGACGCAACGCCGACGACCGAUUCGCAAUCCUGCUGCAGGCUAAGCAGCGGAUCGCGUAUUCCGAGUGGGAAGAGGCACAGCGCAAGAAGGAGGAGCACGAGCGCGACGUGGAGAAGAAGGAGGUUGAGCGCAUCGACUGGACCAACUUCACGGUACUGGAGACGAUUGUGUUUGGCGACGAGGACGACGCGGCCGCACUGCCGCCACCGACGUCGCUCAACGACCUGCAGUACGCCUCACUGGAGGAGAAGAGCAAGAUGACGAUGGCGGCCAACCGCAUGAUCGAGGAAGCCUUCCCAUACUAG
Molecule: messenger RNA, 993 nt
Organism: Grosmannia clavigera kw1407
Lineage: Eukaryota; Fungi; Ascomycota; Sordariomycetes; Ophiostomatales; Ophiostomataceae
Product: pre-mRNA splicing factor
Exons: 1
Coding region: 1-993 (330 amino acids)
Biological process (GO): regulation of alternative mRNA splicing, via spliceosome; mRNA cis splicing, via spliceosome
Cellular component (GO): U2-type prespliceosome; catalytic step 2 spliceosome; U2 snRNP
Molecular function (GO): RNA binding
Source: RefSeq, a predicted model, not a curated record